Patella vulgata (common limpet) is the source of this 1316-nucleotide messenger RNA. RefSeq names its product glutamine amidotransferase-like class 1 domain-containing protein 3, mitochondrial. The record is from RefSeq and is a predicted model, not a curated record. The transcript has 7 exons. Gene Ontology annotation, cellular component: mitochondrion. The coding region runs from base 248 to 1003 and encodes 251 amino acids. Lineage: Eukaryota; Metazoa; Mollusca; Gastropoda; Patellidae.
UCUCAAUCCCAAAAAUAGUGACAAUCGAGUGAAGAGGGGUAUUUUGGGCUACAACGCAUGCGUCGACUGGAUAAAUAAGAAUCCAUGACCACUCGAACCAACUGUGACAGACUGAAUUCUGCGUCACUCUGUUGCAGUUUUGUCAAUUCGGGACGUUCUGGACUGUGAAUCGAGCAUCCCCGAACUUACGUUAAGGGAGGUAACACGGUUCGAAAAGAUUUGAAAGGGACAUUGAAAAAAAAAAUAUAUGAUGUCUUCCAAAAUUCUCAAAGGACCAGUUCUUGCUCUCCAAAGACAACUUGCUUUCCAUACAAGUACACAACAAAAUUCAAAAGUUGCUGUGGUAUUAUCAGGAUGUGGUGUUUAUGAUGGAACAGAAAUACAUGAAGCAUCUGCGGUUUUGGUUCAUUUAAGUCGAUCAGGAAGUGAUGUUGAUAUGUUUGCUCCCGAUAUACAACAAAUGCACGUUGUCAAUCACACUAAAGGUGAACCUAUGGAACCUAACAGGAAUGUUCUAGAAGAAUCAGCAAGAAUAGCACGAGGAAAAGUGUCUGCUCUAUCUGACCUUGAACCCAAGAACUACGAUGCUGUUAUCUUUCCUGGAGGUUUUGGAGCUGCCAAAAAUCUGUCUACAUUUGCUGUUGAUGGUACGGAUAUGAAAGUAUAUCCAGACGUAGAAAAAACAUUAAAAGGUUUUCAUGCAUCAAACAAACCAAUAGGAUUAUGUUGUAUAUCACCAGUAUUAGCUGCUAGAGUUAUCAAUGGCUGUGAAGUAACAGUAGGAUCAGAUCAAGAUGAAGGAGGAAAAUGGCCAUAUGCUGGAACUGCAUCUGCCAUACAAUCUAUGGGAGCUAAACAUAUUAAAAAGAAUGUCACUGAAUGUCAUGUAGACAGUAAAAAUAAGAUAGUUACUACACCAGCAUAUAUGUGUGAUACUGGUUUACAUCAUAUAUUUGAUGGCAUUGGCAUUAUGGUGAAAAAUGUUUUGUCCUUGAUUAAGUGAAUUUUAAAAUGUGAAUUGACUGCCUGUGAAACUAAUGAGACUUGCUGCUUAUGAUUCAUUGUUGCAAUUAGUAUAUAGUCCAUUAUACUGAAAAUACCAAUAGAUGAAUGUAAUAGCCUGAUGUAUGAAAUAUACAUCACCUGGUAAUGCAUGUAUUAUAGAUGUACAUGUAUGUAAUUUAGGUCACCCAGUAAUACAUCAAUUACAGAUUAUAUGUUAUUAACCCAAGCAUUGUAUAUUUAAAUGUUAAACUGACACUAGUAUUUGUGAUGUGAAAUACAAUAAAUUUAUAAAAUAAAUUUGAUUAAAAUGA